AUGGCAAAUAAAAAUCAUUCAAAUAUUGGUAAAAUGGCGCAAAUCGUUGAAACUUCAAAGGAAAUUUUAAUCCAACAUAAACGAGUACAUACCGGAGAAAAAUCAUAUUCAUGUAAUGUGUGUGAUAAAAAAUUUACCACCAAAGGUCGUUUGAUGAGACAUAAACGUAAUAGUUCUUGUAAACGAAUUCAUGCAAGUGAAAAAUCGUAUUCGAGUUGUGUUCGAGAUACAAAAUUUAUCGCUCGAGAUUGCUUAAUUAAACAUUUAAUAUUAGAAGAAAAAAAACGAAUUAAUCUGAAAGAAAAUAAUGCCUUUGGAAAUGAACACAGUGAUGAAAUAUCAAAAGAAAAUUAUUGUUAUAACGACGACAUAUUAGAAAAGAUUUCAGACGAGAACAAAUCAUACUUAUGUGAAAUAUGUAAGAAAAAAUUUACUUCAAAGACAAUUUUGAUCCGGCAUAAGCGAAUUCAUACUAAACGAUUUUCUUGUAGUGUUUGUGAUAAAAAAUUUAUUGACCAAUCAAUGUUAAGUGUACAUAAACGAGUCCAUACCGGGGAGAAACCAUACUCUUGUGAUGUUUGUGAUCAAAAAUUUAGAGCCCAAUACACGUUAAGUAAACAUAAACGAGUCCAUACUGGAGAGAAACGAUACUCUUGUGAUGUUUGUGAUAAAAAAUUUAGAGCCCAAUCCACGUUAAGUAAACAUAAACGAAUCCAUACUGGAGAGAAACCAUACUCUUGUGAUGUUUGUGAUAAAAAAUUUAGAGCCCAAUACACGUUAAGUAUACAUAAACGAAUCCAUACUGGAGAGAAAUCAUACUCUUGUGAUGUGUGUGAUAAAAAAUUUAGAGUCCAAUCAAUGUUAAGUGAUCAUAAACGAGUCCAUACCGGAGAGAAACCAUACUCUUGUGAUGUGUGUGAUCAAAAAUUUAGAGUCCAAUCAAUGUUAAGUGAACAUAAGCGAGUCCAUACCGGAGAGAAACCAUACUCUUCUGAUGUGUGUGAUAAAAAAUUUAGAGCCCAAUCCACGUUAAGUAUACAUAAACGAAUCCAUACUGGAGAAAAACCAUACUCUUGUGAUGUUUGUGAUAAAAAAUUUAGACUCCAUUACUAUUUAACUAUCCAUAAAAGAAUCCAUACUGGAGAGAAACCAUACUCUUGUGAUGUUUGUGAUAAAAAAUUUAGAGUCCAAUCAAUGUUAAGUGAUCAUAAACGAGUCCAUACCGGAGAGAAACCAUACUCUUGUCAUGUGUGUGAAAAAAAAUUUAGAACCCAAUACGGGUUAAGUAAACAUAAACGAAUCCAUACUGGAGAGAAACCAUACUCUUGUGAUGUUUGUGAUAAAAAAUUUAGAGCUCAAUUCACGUUAAGUAUACAUAAACGAAUCCAUACUGGAGAGAAACCAUACUCUUGUGAUGUUUGUGAUAAAAAAUUUCAAAGAAAAUACUAUUUAACUAUGCAUAAAAAUAUUCAUACUGGAGCAAAACCAUAUUCUUGUAAGAUUUGCGAUAAAAAAUUUCGGUUAAAACCCACGUUAAUUAUACAUACACGAACACAUACUGGUGAGAAACCAUAUUCUUGUAAAAUUUGUAAUAAACCAUAUGCUUCAAAGGCUGGUUUAAAUGGACACAAACAAGCAAUUCAUGUCGGAGAGAAACCAUAUUCAUGCGAUAUUUGUAAUAAAUCAUUUAAAUAUAGCCAAAGUUUAGCGAUCCAUAAAAAGGCAUUUAUUCAUACACGCGAAAAAUCAUAUUCAUGUGUUAUUUGUAAUGAAAAUUUUUACACACUAAGAAUAUUACUAAGCUCUUUAAUUCUACAUAAACGAAUUCAUACCGGAGAGAAACCAUAUUCUUGUGAUGUUUGUGAUAAAAAAUUUUUACGAAAAGACCAUUUUACUACCCAUAAAAAUAUUCAUACUGGAGCGAAACCAUAUUCUUGCGCUACUUGUAAUAAAAAAUUUGGAGAUUCAAGGGGGCUAAGUGCACAUAAAAAAAGAAUCCACACCAAAGAAAAGCCAUAUUCAUGUGAUGUUUGUGGUAAAAAAUUUAUGCUUCCAUGUUUGUUAAAACGACAUCAUUUGAAAGGAAUCCAUUUUCCUACUAGAGAAAAAACAGUUAAAUGUGAUACAUGUGGUAAAAAAAUUCCCAAACAAAGAGUGAUUUCACAUGUACGAUUAUUCAAUUAUAAUCACAAAUAA
This is a messenger RNA of Chrysoperla carnea, 2196 nucleotides long. RefSeq names its product zinc finger protein 62 homolog. The record is from RefSeq and is a predicted model, not a curated record. The coding region runs from base 1 to 2196 and encodes 731 amino acids. NCBI's taxonomy places the organism in Eukaryota, Metazoa, Arthropoda, Insecta, Neuroptera, Chrysopidae. Gene Ontology annotation, biological process: regulation of transcription by RNA polymerase II. The transcript has 4 exons. Gene Ontology annotation, molecular function: DNA-binding transcription factor activity; RNA polymerase II cis-regulatory region sequence-specific DNA binding.